Molecule: messenger RNA, 379 nt
Organism: Staurois parvus
Lineage: Eukaryota; Metazoa; Chordata; Amphibia; Anura; Ranidae
Source: the annotation of a GenBank genome assembly
GUUCCCUGUAACAAUCCACAAUUCAGUGUAGCCCCAUCAGUGCCACCUGUCAGUGCCCAUCAAUUCUACAUAUCAGUGCCCAUCAAUGCCACAUAUCAGUGCCCAUCAGAGCUGCCUUUCAGUACCAACUAUCAGUGCCACCUAUCAGUGCUGCCUAACAGUUCCAAUCAGUGCCACCUAACAGUGCCAUGCCCAUCAGUGAUGCCUAUCAAUGCCCACCAGUGAUGACUGUCAAUGCCCAUCAGUGCCACCUACCAGUGCCUGCUCAUCAGUGUUGCUUAUCAGUGCUCAUCACUGCAGCCUAUCAAUGCCCAUCACUGCAGCUUCAUUAGCACACAUCAGUGAAGGAGAAAAAAUACUUAUUUACAAAAUUUUAUAA